AUGAAGCCCGCGAUCCUGGGUCGCUUUUUCGGCGCGGUGCUGGCUGCCGCCUCCGUGACUACCGCCACCACCAUUGCCGAGAUCAACGGCAACCGGUUCGUGUCACCGCUCAGCGGCCAAAACGUUUCCAACGUCACCGGCCUCGUCACCGCGGCCAACAACAAUGGCAUCUGGCUGCGCUCGCUGCAGCCAGACGGCGACGCGCGCACCUCGGAGGGUCUCUACGUCUUUGGAAACAGCAUUCUCGGCAGCGUCAAUGUCGGCGAUGUCAUCUCACUCAACGGCCGUGUUGAGAUGUACAGAUCCAACAAUAACUACAUUCAGCUCACCGAGCUCAGCCGUCCCACCAACGUCGUCGUCCGCUCCAGCGGCAACCCGGUCAAGCCGCUAGUCAUUGCCGUCGACACGCUCUCGCCCCCGACGCAAGACUACUCGGGCCUCGACGUCGGCGGCAUCUUUGGCGUGCCCAACGCCGUCAACCUCGUCUCCGAGUCCAACCCCACCCUCGACCCGGCCAGCUACGGCCUCGACUUUUGGCAGAGCCUGCUCGGCGAGCUCGUCACCGUCAGAGGCGCCUACCAGACCAGCCGACCCAACCGCUUCGGCGACGUCUGGGUGCGCGGCGACUGGACCGCCACCGGUGUCAAUGCCCACGGCGGCAUCACCAUGCUUGAAGGGGAUGCCAACCCCGAGACCAUCAUCAUUGGCGCGCCUCUCGAUGGCUCCCAGAACCCCAACAACACCAAGCUCGGUGAUUAUCUCGGCGACGUGACCGGUGUCGUCUACAACGCCUUUGGCUUUUACCGCCUGCUGCCGCUGACUGCCGUGCGUCCCAUCGUCGAAGCCAACGCCGAGUUCCCUCCCGUCGCCUUCAACAGCACCGGCGACUGCAGCGGCAUCACCGUCGCCUCGUACAACGCCGAGAACCUGGCCCCGACCUCAGCUCAUCUGCCCCGCGUCGUCGACCAGAUCGUCCACAAGCUGCGCCUUCCCGACCUGAUCUUCCUGCAAGAGAUCCAGGACAACUCAGGACCCACCAACGACGGCGUCGUAUCCGCCAGCCUCACCCUCGGCACGCUCGCCGACGCGCUGCUCCAGGAGUCGGGCGUGGCCUACAACUUCACCGACGUCGACCCCGUCAACAACCAAGACGGCGGCCAGCCCGGCGGCAACAUCCGGCAAGCGUACCUCUACCGCGUCGACGUCCUCGACCUCUUCCAGCCCAACCGGGGCGGCAGCACCGACGCCAACGCCGUCCUCGACGGGCCCGCGCUCAAGUACAACCCGGGCCGCAUCGACCCCAGCAACCCGGCCUACGCCAACAGCCGCAAGCCGCUCGCCGCGCAGUGGAAGGCCAAGAAGGGCGGCAAGGUAUUCUUCACCGUCAACGUGCACAUGGGCAGCAAGGGCGGCUCGUCGACCCUACACGGCGACCAGCGCCCGCCCGUCAACAAGGGCGUCGAGAAGCGCACCAGCCAAAACGAGGCUGCCGCGGCCUUUAUCGCCGAGAUCCUCGCCAAGGAUCCCAAGGCGCGCGUCAUUUCCGCCGGCGACUUCAACGAGUUUGCGCAAGUCCAGCCCAUGCGCGUCUUUGCCGACAAGUCGGGCCUCGUCAACGUGGACGACUUGGUCGGCACCCCGCCCGCCGAGCGCUACACCUACCUCUUUGACAUGAACUGCCAGUCCCUCGACCACAUGUACGCCAGCAGGGCGCUCGGCCGCCGCGCAAAGUUUGAGCAUCUCCACGUCAACACCUGGCAGGACGCGGACGGCCAGGUCAGCGACCAUGACCCGAGCGUGGCGCAGUUUGACGUCUGCGGCUGUGCGUAG
This is a messenger RNA of Beauveria bassiana ARSEF 2860, 1830 nucleotides long. Its product is annotated as endonuclease/Exonuclease/phosphatase protein. NCBI's taxonomy places the organism in Eukaryota, Fungi, Ascomycota, Sordariomycetes, Hypocreales, Cordycipitaceae. The coding region runs from base 1 to 1830 and encodes 609 amino acids. The transcript has 4 exons. The record is from RefSeq and is a predicted model, not a curated record. Gene Ontology annotation, molecular function: catalytic activity.